Dichotomopilus funicola is the source of this 1083-nucleotide messenger RNA. Its product is annotated as geranylgeranyltransferase. NCBI's taxonomy places the organism in Eukaryota, Fungi, Ascomycota, Sordariomycetes, Sordariales, Chaetomiaceae. Gene Ontology annotation, cellular component: CAAX-protein geranylgeranyltransferase complex; cytoplasm; protein farnesyltransferase complex. Gene Ontology annotation, molecular function: CAAX-protein geranylgeranyltransferase activity; protein farnesyltransferase activity. Gene Ontology annotation, biological process: protein geranylgeranylation; protein farnesylation. The transcript has 2 exons. The record is from RefSeq and is a predicted model, not a curated record. Bases 1 to 1083 code for a protein of 360 amino acids.
AUGGCUGCUGAGCUGAAGAAGGAAUUGUAUGGCGGGGGUGUCGGGGGUGAAGACGGGAAGCUGUCGACUGAUCCGGAGUGGGCUGAUGUUGAGCCUGUUGUGCUUCAGGAGCCGGAGGGGGCGCUGGCGGCGAUUGCGUAUCCGGAUGAUUAUGCUGAGGCCAUGGCCUACCUCCGCGCGGUGAUGCAAGCCAAAGAGCACUCCCCACGCUGUCUGCGCCUAACCGAGCACAUCAUCGAGAUGAACCCGGCGCACUACACAGUCUGGCUAUACCGCGCAGCCAACGUCUUCGCCCUCAACCUCCCCAUCCUCGACGAAAUCACCUGGCUCAACGAAGUCGCCCUGCAAAACCUCAAAAACUACCAAAUCUGGCACCACCGCCACCUCCUCGUCGAGAACUACCACCCCCUCAUCGCCUCCGACCCCGCCGCCAUCUCCGCCUUCGCCGCCUCCGAGCGCGCCUUCAUCGCCCAGAUGCUGUCCGAGGACACCAAGAACUACCACGUCUGGUCCUACCGCUCCUACGUAGUCUCCAAACUGGGGCUCUUCGACGACGCCGACGAGCUGGCGGCCAUCGAAGGGUUGAUCGACAAGGACGUGCGCAACAACUCGGCCUGGUCCCACCGGUUUUUCCUCGUCUUCUCUAACCCGGCCUAUGCCACGCCCGGCGCGGCCGCUACGGCGUAUGAUGCCGGCGUGCCUGCGGAGGUGGUCGAUCGGGAGAUUGAGUAUGUGACGGGGAAGAUCCGGCUGGCGCCGCAGAAUCAGAGCGGGUGGAAUUACUUGCGGGGUGUGAUGGUGAAGGGCGGGAGGAAGUUGGCGAGUGUGGAAGGGUUUGUGAGUGAGUUUGUGAUUCGGCUGGGGGAGGAAAGGAGUGAGGGGGGUAAGGAGGGAGAAGGAGAAGAAGGAGAAGGGGAGGAUGUGUUGAGCACGCAUGCGCUGGAUUUGCUGGCGGAGAUUUAUGCGGAGAAGGGGGAGAAGGAGAAGGCGGAUUUGAGUUUGAGGCGGUUGGGGCAGAAGUGGGAUCGGAUUCGGGUUGGGUAUUGGGAGUGGCGGCGGAAGUGCUUGGAGGUGGGCGCGUAG